Propithecus coquereli (Coquerel's sifaka) is the source of this 3267-nucleotide messenger RNA. RefSeq names its product ubiquitin specific peptidase 28 (gene USP28). The transcript is spliced from 23 exons. Gene Ontology annotation, biological process: DNA damage checkpoint signaling; regulation of protein stability; protein deubiquitination. The coding region runs from base 237 to 3095 and encodes 952 amino acids. Gene Ontology annotation, cellular component: cytosol; nucleus. The record is from RefSeq and is a predicted model, not a curated record. Lineage: Eukaryota; Metazoa; Chordata; Mammalia; Primates; Indriidae. Gene Ontology annotation, molecular function: cysteine-type endopeptidase activity; cysteine-type deubiquitinase activity.
GUAAUGGUGACAUAAGACAGGCAGUCAGCCUUCUCACUGAUGAGAGAGUUAAGGAGCCCAGUCAAGACACUGUUGCUACAGAACCAUCUGAAGUAGAGGGGAGUGCUGCCAACAAGGAAGUAUUAGCAAAAGUGAUAGACCUUACUCAUGAUAACAAAGAUGAUCUUCAGGCUGCCAUUGCUCUGAGUCUCUUGGAGUCCCCCAAAAUUCAAGCUGAUGGAAGAGAUCUUAACAGGAUGCACGAGGCAACCUCUGCAGAAACUAAGCGCUCGAAGAGAAAACGCUGUGAAGUCUGGGGAGAAAAUCCCAAUCCCAAUGACUGGAGGAGAGUUGAUGGUUGGCCAGUUGGUCUGAAAAAUGUUGGCAAUACAUGUUGGUUUAGUGCUGUUAUUCAGUCCCUCUUUCAGUUGCCUGAAUUUCGAAGACUUGUUCUCAGCUACAGUCUGCCACAAAAUGUCCUUGAAAAUUGUCGAAGUCACACGGACAAGAGAAAUAUCAUGUUUAUGCAAGAGCUUCAGUAUUUGUUUGCUCUCAUGAUGGGAUCAAAUCGAAAAUUUGUGGACCCUUCAGCAGCCCUGGAUCUGUUAAAGGGAGCAUUCCGGUCAUCUGAGGAACAGCAGCAAGAUGUGAGUGAAUUCACACACAAGCUCCUGGAUUGGCUAGAAGACGCAUUCCAGCUAGCUGUUAAUGUUAACAAUCCCAGGAACAAAUCUGAAAAUCCAAUGGUGCAGCUGUUCUAUGGUACUUUCCUGACCGAAGGGGUUCGUGAAGGAAAGCCCUUCUGUAACAACGAGACCUUUGGCCAGUAUCCUCUUCAGGUAAAUGGUUAUCACAACUUAGACGAAUGUUUGGAAGGGGCCAUGGUAGAGGGUGACAUUGAGCUUCUUCCCUCCGAUCAUUCGGUGAAGUAUGGACAAGAGCGUUGGUUUACAAAGCUACCUCCAGUGUUGACCUUUGAACUCUCAAGAUUUGAGUUCAAUCAGUCCCUUGGGCAGCCAGAGAAAAUUCACAAUAAGCUGGAAUUUCCUCAGAUUAUUUAUAUGGACAGGUACAUGUAUAGGAGCAAGGAGCUUAUUCGAAAUAAGAGAGAAUGUAUUCGAAAGUUAAAGGAGGAAAUAAAAGUUCUGCAGCAAAAACUUGAACGGUAUGUGAAGUACGGCUCGGGCCCAGCUCGGUUCCCACUCCCGGACAUGUUGAAAUAUGUUAUUGAAUUUGCUAGUACGAAACCUGCCUCAGAGAGCUGUCCACCUGAAAGUGACACUUGCAUGACAGUACCACUUUCUUCAGUGCACUGCCCAGUUUCUGACCUGACAUCCGAGGAAAGUGGAAGCACAGAAAGCUCUUCUCAGGAUGUUGAAAGCAGCUUUUCUUCUGAAGAUUCUCCACACAAGUCUAAGCCACUUGUAUCUUCCCGGUCUUCCAUGGAAAAAAUGCCUACACACCCAGCUCCUCGAAAAGUCACGGACGAGGAGAUAAACUUUGUUAAGACCUGUCUUCAGAGGUGGAGGAGUGAGAUUGAACAAGAUAUACAAGAUUUAAAGAAUUGUAUUGCAAGCACUACCCAGACUAUUGAGCAGAUGUACUGUGACCCUCUCCUUCGUCAGGUGCCUUAUCGCUUGCAUGCAGUUCUUGUUCAUGAAGGACAAGCAAAUGCUGGACACUACUGGGCCUAUAUCUAUAAUCAGCCCCGACAAAUCUGGCUCAAGUACAAUGACAUCUCUGUUACUGAAUCUUCCUGGGAAGAACUUGAAAGAGAUUCCUAUGGGGGCCUGAGAAAUGUUAGUGCCUACUGUCUGAUAUAUAUUAAUGAUAAACUACCCCACUUCAAUGCAGAGGCAGCCCCUAACGAAUCAGAUCAAAUGUCAGAAGUGGAAUCCCUGUCAGUGGAACUGAAGCAUUACAUUCAGGAAGAUAACUGGCGGUUUGAGCAGGAAGUAGAGGAGUGGGAAGAAGAGCAGUCUUGCAAAAUCCCUCAGAUGGAAUCUUCUACCAACUCUUCCUCCCAGGAUUUCUCUACGUCACAAGAAUCUUCAGUAGCCCCCUCUCACGGGGUUCGCUGCCUGUCGUCUGAGCAUGCUGUGAUUGUAAAGGAGCAGACCGCCCAGGCUAUUGCAAACACAGCCCGUGCCUACGAGAAGAGCGGUGUGGAAGCAGCACUGAGUGAGGUGAUGCUGAGCCCUGCCAUGCAAGGGGUCAUCCUGGCCAUAGCUAAAGCCCGUCAGACCUUUGACCGAGAUGGGUCUGAAGCAGGGCUUAUUAAGGCAUUCCACGAAGAAUACUCCAGGCUCUAUCAGCUUGCCAAAGAGACGCCCACCUCUCACAGCGAUCCUCGACUUCAGCAUGUCCUUGUCUACUUUUUCCAAAAUGAAGCACCUAAAAGGGUAGUAGAACGGACCCUUCUGGAACAGUUUGCAGAUAAAAAUCUUAGCUAUGAUGAAAGAUCAAUCAGCAUUAUGAAGGUGGCUCAAGCUAAACUGAAGGAAAUUGGUCCAGAUGACAUGAAUAUGGAAGAAUACAAGAAGUGGCAUGAAGAUUAUAGUUUGUUCCGAAAGGUGUCUGUGUAUCUCCUAACAGGCCUGGAACUCUAUCAGAAAGGAAAGUACCAAGAGGCCCUUUCCUACCUGGUGUAUGCCUACCAGAGCAAUGCCGCUCUGCUGAUGAAGGGGCCCCGCCGUGGGGUCAAGGAAUCGGUGAUUGCUUUAUACCGAAGAAAAUGCCUUCUGGAGCUGAAUGCCAAAGCAGCUUCUCUCUUUGAGACAAAUGAUGAUCAUUGUGUAACAGAAGGUAUUAAUGUGAUGAAUGAGCUGAUCAUCCCCUGCAUUCACCUUAUCAUUAAUAAUGACAUUUCCAAGGAUGACCUGGAUGCCAUCGAGGUCAUGAGAAACCAUUGGUGCUCUUACCUUGGGCAAGAUAUCGCAGAAAAUCUGCAGCUGUGCUUAGGGGAGUUUCUACCCAGGCUUCUAGAUCCCUCUGCAGAAAUCAUUGUCUUGAAGGAGCCACCAACUAUUCGACCCAAUUCUCCCUAUGACCUUUGUAGCCGAUUUGCAGCUGUCAUGGAGUCAAUUCAAGGAGUUUCAACUGUGACCGUGAAAUAAGCUGCCACAUGUUCAGGCCCAUCCUGGUAUCUGGCUGCCUGUUGCACAGAAGUCUGUUGUCAUGGUACUCACCUUGGGAAAGGAUUAGGUGGACAAGCAAGACUCAGAUUCAGACCCCAGCCAUGCUGCGUGUGUAAAGAAGGAUUGAAAAUAAAAUUGCACUUUUUAGGUA